AUGAAGAAUCAAUGUCUGGCCGCUUUAAUGCAGGUCUGUGAGUGUGAUGGACUGCAGCAUAAUGACCAGCGCUUCAGACGGCCCGCUCCAUCAGAGGUGCGGUUGAUACUGGACAUGAUAAACUGUAUCAGUGCUCUGUGUGAUGGGGCGGGAGAGCUCGCGAGAAUACACGAGAGCUUUGCUAUUCAGGAGAUUCAGGCUGGGGAUGUUCGUGCGUCCGACGAGAUGGAGAGCUGCUGCAUCUUCCCUCACCUUAACCUUUUAGAACUCGGGAAUGAAGCCAAGAUGUGA
Messenger RNA from Knipowitschia caucasica, 291 nucleotides. The record is from the annotation of a GenBank genome assembly. Lineage: Eukaryota; Metazoa; Chordata; Actinopteri; Gobiiformes; Gobiidae.